GUGUUGGUGAGCUCGACAGUGAAAAGCCGGCUUCCCAAAAGCAUAUCCCAGGAACAUUCCAUAAAGCGCGGUGGGAUUAAUGUAUAUUGUGUCAAAAAGAGUUUGACUCGAGACCGGGUGAAUUACACCUGGAACAGAGGUGGGCGAUUAAAGGAACUUCGCAUAAGGCACCUUGCGAGAAAAUUUCUGCAUUUGUGGAUACAGAAGACAUUUGGGAGAAUCCUUCCAUCCCAAGCUAGGUCCCAUUACUGUCAUGCCACAUUGCAAAAAGCAUUUCGCGAAUGGAAGGAGCAGUGGUGGACUGUGCGAAUAGAAUGGAAACUGACGGUUCGUGCAGACUGUCACUAUAGAUAUCAUACAUACAAUCAGACAUGGAGAGCCUGGCACAUGUACAUCCUUCAGCAGCAAAUGAAGAAAACAAAAUUUGCAAAGGCGAUUUCACACGCUCGUACACAGUUGUUUCGGAAGUUCUGGAUCCACUGGACAUUGUACGUACAGAUCCGGAAAACCAAACGCAUGAUGCAGUUUGAGGCUGAUGAGUUCCGUGUGAAAGCAACUCUUCAGGCUGCCUGGUCCAUUUGGACCAAACAACUGGGGAGGAAAGAAAGAAAUCGCAAAAUGGAUGGCUUGGCAAUGCAGCAUUGGGCCAAAACCUUGCAGCACAGGGCUUGGCUUCAGUGGAAUGCAUUGUUGCAUUUGUUGCAGCAAGAGCGAGAGAGGGAUGGCCGAGCGCAGCAAAUAUACCAGCACCGUUGCAUGCAGCGAUCACUGCUGGCCUGGCGUGUAUAUGUCCAAGUUUGUAGGGAUAAGAGGUGUCAAUACAGAUUGGCUGGACAGAAGUAUGAGCAUUGUGUUGUUCAGCGAUACUUCUCCUCAUGGCAUUCGGCCUGGUGUCUUCAAAGGAGCAUCCGUGCACAACAUGAUCACCUCAGUGAACUGGGCAGGAGGAGCACUUUGCGGAGGGCCUUUACCCACUGGAGUCUCUACAUUUCACUCGCUGUGGAAAAGACCAACUUGUGCAAAUUGGCAGAUGAACACUACCACCACCAUCUGCUGCAAUCAAGUAUUACAGCUCUGAGGUUCAAUGUGAGAAGUGUUCGACAGAAACAGAUGUUGAAUAAUCUGGCACACCGACAGGUUCAUGUUUGG
This is a messenger RNA of Rhincodon typus (whale shark), 1149 nucleotides long. Its product is annotated as protein SFI1 homolog. The record is from RefSeq and is a predicted model, not a curated record. NCBI's taxonomy places the organism in Eukaryota, Metazoa, Chordata, Chondrichthyes, Orectolobiformes, Rhincodontidae. The annotation marks the transcript as partial. Gene Ontology annotation, molecular function: phosphatase binding. The transcript has 10 exons.